This is a messenger RNA of Microplitis mediator, 5060 nucleotides long. RefSeq names its product glycogen debranching enzyme-like. NCBI's taxonomy places the organism in Eukaryota, Metazoa, Arthropoda, Insecta, Hymenoptera, Braconidae. The record is from RefSeq and is a predicted model, not a curated record. Gene Ontology annotation, biological process: glycogen catabolic process; glycogen biosynthetic process. The transcript is spliced from 5 exons. The coding region runs from base 222 to 5060 and encodes 1612 amino acids. Gene Ontology annotation, molecular function: amylo-alpha-1,6-glucosidase activity; 4-alpha-glucanotransferase activity.
CCACUAGAUCGAUGUUAUCAUAUAUUAUAUAUAUAUGUGUAGGUGUUACUUAUUUGUAUGACCUUUGUAAUGAUUCCCAAAAAAUUUAGAGGUCAUUAGAGAUAGAAAUGUUUAAUUUUAAUUUACAAUAGCGAGCUGAGAAGAAAAAAAACUGAGUAUCAGUCAGCGAGUGUCCACUUAAGACGCAUGUGAACAUAUUGUGAUUGAGCUUUUAAAGUUCAAUGGGCGAAGUGAUUGGCUUUGGCUUUAUUUGGAAACCUCUUGAGAUGUUUGUGGACAAGAUUGUUUAUUUAUUUCGGAAAAUAUGUCAAUGGAAUUACCUGAAAUUUAUCUGGUCCCAUGCACCGGCUGAUACGAUGGCUAACACUGAGAAUAAUAUUGAUGACACAUGUGAAGAUGAUGUGAGAAUUUUGACGUUGAAUAAAGGAGAGCAUCAGGAUGGAAUUUUAUUUAGAGUUAAAAAAGGAUGGCAAGUAGAAUUUCGUCUUGGACCAUCACUAUUUGGUAAAUCUGUUGAUAUAUUCACCAAUCAUCCUUUAACGGAUGAUAAAAAAUUUGAUAGACAUACUUACUAUCAACUGAGAUGGGUAAAUGAUGCUGCUGUUGUGAGGGUUUCUUUCGCUGGAUCAUUUCAUUAUUAUAUAACUGAUGCAAAAGAGAAGAAUGAAAUAAAACCAUUGGCUUCAGGGUACGUUUUAGUAGAACCAGAACUACGAAUUGGUGAAAAUAAAAAAUUGCCGUUAGAUUGUGUACAAUGUCAGACAGUUUUGUCAAAAUGUCUGGGCGUGUUUUCGAGCUGGCGCGAAAAAUUAUUGGUAUCGAAAAAUUCGGGCUAUAAUAUGAUACAUUUUACCCCAAUACAAGAGCUGGGAGGUUCUAAGUCGGCGUACAGUUUGAGUGAUCAGUUGAAACUCAAUCCUGGGUUCAAUGACAGCAAAGAUAAACCAGUGACGUUUUAUGAUAUAGAAAAAUUGACGAACGAAUUGAGGAAUGAGAUGAAUGUUUUGUCGAUUUGCGAUAUUGUACUCAACCAUACGGCUAAUGAGAGUUCCUUUUUGGUUGGUCAUCCGGAGUGUUCGUACAAUUGUUUAAAUUGCCCGCACUUACGUCCCGCAUAUCUUCUCGACGCCGCGCUGUUUGAAUUGACGGUGCAGGUCGCAGCUGAAGAAUGGGAGUUUAAAGGAAUACCUAGUGUUGUCGAGACUGAGGAUCAUUUAAAUUCGAUCCGUCAUGCGCUGCAUACAUAUUUUCUACCGUUAGUUAAAAUUCACGAACUUUUCACGUUGGAUAUUGAUCAAAUCGUUGGCGAGUUUUUAAACUUAGCACGUUCUCAAAUACCUCAGGAACCUGAUCAGCAGUCUUCGGAUAAAGAAAAUACGAUUAAAAUAAUUCAAGAUCCUCAGUUCCGUCGAUUGAAAGCUUCAGUUGAUAUGAAAUUGGCGUUACGUAUUUACAAUAUUUACAGACAAGAUUGUUUUGACGAAGAGACGCGUUUGAAACGCUGCGCUGAAGAGUUUCGUAAAACAAUCCAAGGGCUAAAUGAAGCGAUAGUCACUGAAGUACAAAAUCAUUUGAAUGCUGCUGUAGAGAAUACCGUCGCCUCGAUACGUUACUUCCGCGUGCAAGACGAUGGGCCCAGACUAAAAGAAGUCAGCGCAAGAAAUCCACUGACUGCUCGGUACUUUACGGACUACGGAUCACCUCAGUCAUUAAUAGAACGUGAAACGAUAAUGUACUCAGACAAUGGCUGCUACUUGAUGGCACACAACGGCUGGGUAAUGAACAGCGACCCGUUGAAAAAUUUUGCCGACCGCGAUUCAAACGUUUACUUGCGUAGGGAAUUAAUCGCUUGGGGAGACAGCGUUAAAUUACGUUACGGCGAUAAGCCUGAAGACAGUCCAUUCCUUUGGAAGCAUAUGACAGAGUACGUUGAGCAAACAGCCAGGAUUUUUGACGGAGUAAGACUGGAUAAUUGUCACUCUACUCCUAUUCCAGUUGCUGAGUAUCUCUUGGAUGCAGCGCGACGCGUUCGACCAGACUUGUACGUUGUCGCGGAGCUCUUUACUAACUCUGAUCAGAAGGACAACAUAUUUGUCAAUAGAUUGGGUAUCACUUCGUUAAUUCGUGAGGCGAUGUCCGCGUGGGACAGCCAUGAAGAGGGACGUUUGAUUUAUCGGUACGGCGGCGAACCCGUGGGAGCUUUCUUUCAAUCAAAGCAGCGUCCACUGGCACCCGGUAUCGCGCAUGCACUUUUUAUGGAUCAAACCCAUGACAAUCCGAGUCCCGUUGAAAAGCGAAGUGUUUUUGAUCUAUUGCCCUCGGCAGCUUUAGUUAGCAUGGCUUGUUGUGCUAGCGGCAGCAACCGCGGGUACGAUGAGUUGGUGCCCCAUCACAUUCAUGUUGUUGAUGAAAACAGAGAGUAUACAGCAUGGAAUGAAAAAGAAGCAACUGAUAGUAACGCUAAAUAUGUUUCAAGUAUGACGGGUAUAAUUGCGGCUAAAAGAGCUUUCAAUAAUUUACAUUACGUUCUGGGUAAUGAAGGAUUUUCUCAAGUAUUUGUUGACCAAAUGGACCCCGACAUUGUCGCAGUUACGCGGCAUUCGCCAAAGACACACGAGACUGUUGUAUUGGUUGCGUUCACGGCUUUCCAUCAUCCGGACUCAAAUGCUACUGAUUUACGAAGACACGUUAGGCCGUUGAGAGUUGAAGGAGUCGUUGAAGAAAUUAUUUUCGAAGCACGAUUAACCUACAAAAGUGAUAAAAAUGAGUCGCCAUUUAAAUUUCCUGAUAAACAUAUCAAAGAUGAUGAUUACAUCAACGGUCUAAAGAAUUACGCUGUUGAUAUUCGCGAGCAUAUACAGAUUCCCGACUCUAAAAUAGUCGAAAAAGGAGAAUCGGGAGAUUUAAAAAUAACGCAGUUGAAUUUCGUUAACUUCCAGCCGGGUUCCGUCAUCGCUAUUCGCGUGUUGCUGCACUCUAACAUAAAACCAGCGUUAGCUAAAUUAAACCAAGUAAUUUAUUCAGUUACUAUGGAUGCUAAAUUUCCGGAAUCAGAACUCCAGGCGAUUAUUGCUCGCAUGAGUCUACCGGACAUGAACAAAGCGCUGUUCUGCUGCGACCAAGAAGAACGCGAAGAAACCGCUGACCACUUUGGAGUCUACAAUAUUCCUGCAUACGGUCCGCUAGUUUACGCAGGACUCCAGGGUGUCAUUUCGCUUCUCGCAGAAAUACGCCCUCACAAUGAUCUAGGUCAUCCUUUGUGCGUAAAUUUGCGUGAAGGCAACUGGCUGAUUGAUUACAUAUGGCAGCGUUUGAAAAAUUAUGAAGGAACACUGGAGCUGAGCAAGUGGUUUGAACAAGCAGCUGAACCAUUCAAAUUAAUCCCUCGUUAUCUAGUCCCCAGUUACUUUGAUGUACUUGUCGUUAAUGUUUAUGUGAUGCUGCUAGAUCGCUGUUACUCAUUAAUGCCACCAUUUGUACAAGACGGCAGCACUUUUGUUAGAUUAAUGUCUCUAAGUUCCAUACAAGUCAGCGGUAUUGUAAAAUCGGCUCAAUUACCUGAGCUCUCACCGAACUUAUCACCACCGCGGCCAAAAGUAAUUGACAAAGAAGGCAAUAAAGAGCAAAUGUGUACUACAAUAUCCGCAGGAUUACCUCAUUUUGCGGUUGGUUACAUGAGAAACUGGGGUCGCGAUACUUUUAUCGCACUACGGGGUAUUUUAUUGCUGACCGGUCGGCAUGAAGAAGCUAGAUUCAUUAUUUUAGGGUUUGCCGGUACUCUGAGACAUGGUUUGAUUCCCAAUCUAUUAGACUCUGGUGUCAAUCCAAGAUUCAAUUGCCGCGACGCUGUAUGGUGGUGGCUGUACACUAUCAAGUGUUACGUAGAACAAGUACCAGAUGGUGUAAAAAUUUUGUCGGACAAAGUUUCAAGACUGUUUCCUACUGACGAUUCGCCGGCAUUACCUGCUGGUAAAGUUGACCAGCCACUGCACGAUGUCAUCCAAGAAGCCUUGACUGUUCACUUCCAGGGACUGUGUUUCCGCGAAAGGAAUGCCGGUAAACAAAUUGACGAACAUAUGACAGACAGGGGUUUCAAUAACCAAAUCGGCGUGCACCCAGAUACGGGAUUUAUUUUUGGAGGCAAUGACGCAAACUGCGGCACGUGGAUGGACAAAAUGGGCUCGUCUGAGAAAGCUGGUAACAAAGGAAAACCCGCGACACCGCGAGAUGGUUCAGCUGUCGAAAUAGUUGGACUGAGUAAAGCCGCGCUGUCAUUUUUCGCGGAGCUGUAUAAACAAAAUUUGUUUCCUUAUGGCAGCGUUCAAAGACGGAAUCGCGAUGGUACGAGUACUACUUGGAGCUACAAGCAGUGGGCUGAUCGUAUUACCGAUAACUUUGAAAAGUAUUUUUACGUAAACGAAGUACCAACUGAAGGUGAAAUGAACCCUGAGUUGAUUCACCGAAGAGGAAUUUACAAAGACAGCCAUGGAGCGACUCAGCCCUGGGCUAACUACCAACUGAGGCCCAAUUUCCCAGUCGCGAUGGUCGCCGCACCCGAGAUGUUUAAUCCGCAGCACGCGUGGACCGCGUUGCAGUCAGCGGAAAAAAUUCUUCUGGGCCCAUUGGGGAUGAAAACUCUUGACCCCGCUGACUGGGCUUACGACGGCAACUACGACAAUUCGAACGAUUCGACAGACACUAAACUGGCCCACGGAUGGAAUUAUCACCAGGGUCCCGAGUGGCUCUGGCCCAUUGGUUUCUUUUUGCGCGCACGUUUGCACUUCGCCCCUCUCGUCGGUGGCGACGAGGAACUGACACGUACUAUCCAGUCGACUGAAGCCAUCAUCUCGAAACAUUUGAUCGAAGCUUCCUCUAAUCACUGGAGAGGCCUACCGGAGUUGACAAACAAAGACGGAGCCUACUGCCGCGAUAGCUGUCGCACUCAAGCUUGGAGCGCGUCUGCGAUUAUCGAAGUUUUAGAUGAAAUAAAUAAACUAAAAUCACGUCAGUCUCAAUCGCAGUCACAGCCCCAGUCAAAUACACCAAAUAAAUUAAACUGA